AUGGAUGACGUCCUGACGACCCAGUUUGAAAGAGUGGAAAAGGCCUUGAGCUCACUGGUCGAGUCGAUAGCCACCUACAACCCUUCCCCACAGGCUGCCCUCGACCUGGUAGCCGCUGAUGACCAUCUUGCGCAUGGGCUGGAUCAGCGUACGUGUCAUUGGAAUUCCUUGCGUGGACCUUUCAUUUACAAUAGCACAGUGGCCAGACACCAGGCCAAUCAUGCUCGCAUUCAACUGCUGCGUGCCGAAGCGGAAGGCCUCGAAGAACAGCUAAAGUCCUCGGUCGAGAAGCUUGCGACCUUGCGCCACGACCUCUUCGACACACCAGCCACCAUCUUCCCAGAGCACUCACGCCCUGUGCCCUUCGACGAACUCCUCCAAUACGCUAGCAACAUCUCGAAGCAUACUGUACCGCCAACUUAUCGCGAACGCGUCCCCGGCCCGGCUGGAAACCAGGACAAAGACAGGGAAGAGGCCAACUCAAGUGGUGCUUUGACAAAUGGUGUGAAUACACCGGCGAUCCAGCCAGAGGUACCCGAGACCGCAGUAGCUCUUAUAGAGGGCCAGAAAAACGACGAGUCUGCUGCAGGCGCCGCGCCGGAGAUUACAGAAGAAGAAGCAGAGUGGUUGAAGAAACUCAACCAAAGCCAGUUGUCUUGGUACCCUUGGCCGAGCAACGACAAAAUUCGCCAGAGUAGCCUUUACAAAAUCCAAGCCUUUCGCGAGCAAAAUUAUGAUCUCAACACAUUCAGCAUACCGGCCCAUGAAGAGGCCAAGAGAUUGAAGAGGCUGAAGAGGCUGCAGCAAGCACUCGGCCAAGGCUCACCCGAACCUCAGGCUGAGGAAGUGCAGCCAGGCAUCGAAGCUGUUCAGACAAUCAGAAGACCGGUGGCACAACCUACGAACAUAUUCGAUGACAUGGAUGAUGAUUAG
Molecule: messenger RNA, 933 nt
Organism: Plenodomus lingam JN3
Lineage: Eukaryota; Fungi; Ascomycota; Dothideomycetes; Pleosporales; Leptosphaeriaceae
Biological process (GO): regulation of transcription by RNA polymerase II
Cellular component (GO): mediator complex
Molecular function (GO): transcription coregulator activity
Source: RefSeq, a predicted model, not a curated record